Molecule: messenger RNA, 606 nt
Organism: Necator americanus (New World hookworm)
Lineage: Eukaryota; Metazoa; Nematoda; Chromadorea; Rhabditida; Ancylostomatidae
Exons: 7
Coding region: 1-606 (201 amino acids)
Source: RefSeq, a predicted model, not a curated record
AUGGUGCGCGGUUGUGCAAUUCUCUCUCAAGCCCUACUUCUAUAUGUUGUUCGUGACACUUGGGGACUUCGGUGCUACGUUGGUGCACUUGGUCAACCAAAAUCGCGGAUAGUCCGAGGAGGAAAGUACUGCGGUGUGGUAUUUGAGUUGCCCUGCGAGGGAAAAGGGUUCUAUGAUCAAUUCAAUGCUGAUUUCGAACAGCCCUUGUGUACUCCAACAGAGCAUGCGCUUGCAUGUUAUUGCAAUACUAAUUUGUGCAACAUGAAUAUUUCUGCGAUCCGUGAAAUUUGGAAGUCAUCACCAGAUUACUCAACUGAAGAAUCAUAUCCUGAAUGUUUUCAGAAUCCUUUCCCAGAAGAUCGUUCUCUCCAGUCUACAACAACAACAACUCAGAGAAUGACCACAACAAAAGAGGGGAAAUUGGGGCCGUUGCUGCCGGACAUGAAAAAAACCAGGAAACCAGGAACAGUUGAAGAUCACACCAAGGACGCUUUCAAAAAAGAUGAAGGCAGUGAAAAAGGAAAAAAUUCAGGACAAAUUCCCAGACUGCAUUGUUCAUGCUUCGUAAUUUUUUACAUGUACAUCGUUUGGUUGCUGUACUUUUGA